Molecule: messenger RNA, 823 nt
Organism: Danio rerio (zebrafish)
Lineage: Eukaryota; Metazoa; Chordata; Actinopteri; Cypriniformes; Danionidae
Source: RefSeq, a predicted model, not a curated record
AUGUCACCUUUAGCAUAUGUUGUGGUUGUAACCCUGUACUCACAUGAUGAUGAAGAUGAUGAUGAUAAUGAUGAAGGUUGAUGUUGAUGAUGAUGGUGAUGUUGAUGAUGAUGUCAGAGGGCAGGGCAAGCGUUCAGAGGAAUCAGGAGAGAAUGAGUCGCAUCAGGCAGCUGAAGGAAGAACUGCACAAAGAGGAGAUCAAAUUACAGGAACCUGACCAAUCACAGGCCAUGAGCACGGUGGAUUAUGAGAAAAUCCUGGAGCGAAGAGCGAGACUGAAAGAGACUCACGAGAGACUGAUUGAGAAUGAACUGAUGAAGAUGGAGAGAGAGCUGCAGGAGGAGCAGGCUGGAGGUGUCGAGGGAGAGAUUUCAUACCUGCGCAGAGAGAGACUCGUCCUGGUUCUUCAGAUAGAGACUCUCCGCAGGGAGAACCAGCAGGCGUAUGCAGAUCUGGAGCAGCAGAACCAGCGACACCAGCAGGAGCUCAACCUCCUCCGAGAAGAGAGUCUACAGGUGUUUAGGGCGUUUCGUGAUGUUCUGGAGGAGCAGAAGAGGAUGUCGGAGAGCAGAUACAGGACUCUGCUGAUAGACGCCAUUCAGGACGCGGUUCAUCUGUCUUCACAAAACCUGCAGCUCCAUGAGGAAAUCCAGCAGCUCCGCAAAACAUCUCAAUCCCAGUGAAUGACACUAACAGGGGUAAAAUAGAGAGUUACACCUUUUCCAAAAUCAAACUGAAGCGCUUUGCAGGUGUAUUUUCUAAACAUAUCCUGGAUUUUACAAGUGUAGCAAACUACAUUUUUAAAUACAGCGGUGUGAAAAAG